Molecule: messenger RNA, 1658 nt
Organism: Myxocyprinus asiaticus (Chinese sucker)
Lineage: Eukaryota; Metazoa; Chordata; Actinopteri; Cypriniformes; Catostomidae
Exons: 6
Coding region: 83-796 (237 amino acids)
Source: RefSeq, a predicted model, not a curated record
ACGAAACUGUAAGAAAACAAGUAUCACUCUUUUCAAAACAAAACAGUUGCGCCGCUUAGGUCGCGCUUUAUAUUACACAGAAAUGCACUUGAUUUUAACACUCGCCUUUCUUGUGGAUUUAUCCUGGGGUCUUCCAAAGGAUAUUGUAAUUCAGUUCGAGCGCAGUGUAUUGGUGAACGACACUGUCGUGGAGAAGGUGCUCGUCAACGGUGCAUCAGCCAGUUAUUUAAAGGGACAGCUUGACGAUCAACCUGUUGUCAUUAAAGAUGAAGCCUUGAGGAAGAUCGUGGAGAUUGAGCGUGCAACAGCAAUUAAUGUCACGUGCAUACGUCUGAGGGAAUGCCAGCUGCGAGAAUAUCGAGUCUUGCGACUGUCCGACCGGUUUCAGCUGAAUGGCAAAGAUUAUCUGGCUUUAGAUUCAGAAACUGGUUCUUGGACAGUGUUGGAGCCGGAUGCGAUUGGUCUCAAGCAGACAUGGGCGCUUGAAGCUGAGCGCGCGAGUCUGGAGUACACUCAUCUGAAAGAGGAAUGUGAAGAAUUAAUCAAACUCAUGAAUGACACCCAGAAUCAAGAGGGGCUUGGUGUGUUAAGAGUGAUGGCUCCAGUCUUGACCACAUUUCUCUUCAUUGGUUUUGUCUUUAUAAGCUUCCUUAUCUUCAAACGACACGGUCAACAGCCAGGAGGUGUUCUAGGUUCUAUUAUCCACUACCCAGCCCAUUAUCUUGAAGUGCCAUUGGAAGGACAGAGCCAAAAAAACAUCUUACAAGUCCCACCAGUGCUGAAAACUCCCUACUAGUGGCAUUGAAUCACAGAUGAUCAGUUACCAAAUCUGGAUUCAGUUAUGUUUCUGUAAUUAGAGGCGAUGGGUGGGAUUGAUACAAAGACAAAGGUUACCAUUCAGUCAAUUCUCUCUUUUCAUUGGAAGUCUAGACUUUUGGUGAUUUGAAAAUUCAGUAAUAAAAUCACUCCAUUGUAUAAAAGGAAAUGUUUUGUGUGAAAUGACCUUGAAAGCUUAAGUUUUAAAAUGAUCACGAUAAACAAUAUCGGAUGAACUAUGAACAUAUUUCAAAAUGUUCUUUUAUUUCAGAUGAAAUUGUGAGAUUCUACUCUGUUGUAAUAUUAUAUGUAAAUAUUAUAUAAUUAUUAGUUGAUUUUACAAUUUUAUUGGGAUGGAUUUUGAUGCCUUGCACAUGAAACAGGCACUUUGUGUCCUCUAAACAAAGUAAAAAUGUUUAGAAGCAGUCCUUGAAAGUGAUAAAUACAUAUGUGUAACAAUAAAUACACUAAUGCAUACUUUCAAUAAAUAAACAUUGUUUAAAUAAAUUUGAUGCAUAAACACUUUUUGGAAAUUACAAUUUACAUAUAUUCAUUUUAAAAUCAUUUGAAAAGUGUGUAUCUGUCCUACACCUUUUGACAGGGAGCCAUAGACGUCAAUGUUAAGGCCUAAAGGUUAUUAACCCCAACUAUUAUGCAAUGUUAUUAGAUUCACUAUUAUAAAAACACAGAACCUACUGUGUCCUACUAUAACUUGUUCUGUUGCAUCUCAGUACAUGUAGAUGGCUGAAAUAACCAAAUACAUGCAGAAAAUGUUUUCAAUGAUUCUGUGUCAUUAGUAAAAGUGAAAAAAGCCUGCUGCUUUAAUAUGAAUCUGGCAAUGA